AUGUUUCGGUCUGUACCUACAAUGAUCAAGGAAGCCGCUCAGCGGCUACCUUCGAUUGAUGAAAAUGCCUUCGGCGCUAUGUUUGAUUCCUUUGGACAAUCCCGCGUUGUCCUGAUUGGCGACGGAAGCCACGGCACCUCCGAGUUCUACCGCGCGAGAGCUGCCAUAACACAACGCCUGAUCACCCACCAUGGCUUCAACAUCGUCGCCAUCGAAGCCGACUGGCCAGACGCCAAAGUAGUGGACCGCUACGUACGGCACACACCUUCCAAGUCCACCAACCAGUCGCCCAGAGACAUGGGCGUCUUCGACCACUUCCCGCGCUGGAUGUGGCGCAACACCGAAGUGCAGUCAUUCGUGCACUGGCUCCGGCGGCACAACGCUGCGCUUCCGGCCGAGCAGCGCACCCAGAUCGCCGGUCUGGAUCUGUACUCGAUGGGCACGUCGAUCCGGCAUGUACAGGACUAUCUCAGCCACCACGACCCGGACCUAGCCGCGCUCGCCAAGAUGCGGUACUCGUGUCUGGAGCCGUGGGUGGACGACCCGGUCGUUUAUGGAAGGACUUUCGCUAAGGGCGUGGCGCCGUGCGAGAAGGGCGUCGUCAACAUGCUGCGUGACCUGUUGGAGCGGCGGCUCGACAUUGAUGGGCAGGAUGACGGCGAUGGCUUCUUCGAUGCGGAGAUGAAUGCGCGCCUGGUGCGUGAUGCCGAGAAGUACUACCGGGCCAUGUUCUACGGUAGUGACGCCAGCUGGAAUCUGCGCGAUUCGCACUUCUUCAAUACUCUGAACCGUCUGCUGCAAAAUCGUAAGAGUAGAAAUGGGGGUUCUCCAGCCAAGGCCGUUGUGUGGGCGCACAACUCACAUGUCGGCGAUGCGCGCUUCACGGACAUGGGUGAGAGCAGGAAAGAGCUCAACAUGGGCCAACUGUGCAAGGAGCAGUGGGGUGCCAGCUGCACCAUCAUCGGCUGCGGGACGCACACAGGCACCGUUGCUGCCGCGCACGAGUGGGAUGAUCCUAUGGAGGUCAUGAACGUCAAACCUUCACGCGCGGAUAGCUACGAGCGGCUGAUGCAUGACACUGGGAUGCCUUCAUUCAUGUUGGAUCUGCGCAAGGGUGUGCUGAACGACGGACUGAGGAAGGAACUGAUGAAGAAACGCUUGGAGAGAUUCAUUGGCGUGAUUUACCGUCCAUACACUGAGCGCUGGAGCCACUACUCCACCGCUGUCUUACCCCGUCAGCUAGAUUGCUUUGUCUGGUUUGACGAGACGGAGGCGGUGCACGCGUUUGAGACGGCACAGCCUGACGAACAACCAUCCGCAGGGGAGACGUAUCCAUUUGGCUUUUGA
Messenger RNA from Lasiodiplodia theobromae, 1347 nucleotides. RefSeq names its product Erythromycin esterase. The record is from RefSeq and is a predicted model, not a curated record. Gene Ontology annotation, biological process: response to antibiotic. Lineage: Eukaryota; Fungi; Ascomycota; Dothideomycetes; Botryosphaeriales; Botryosphaeriaceae. The coding region runs from base 1 to 1347 and encodes 448 amino acids. The transcript has 2 exons.